Messenger RNA from Symbiodinium pilosum, 567 nucleotides. Lineage: Eukaryota; Dinophyceae; Suessiales; Symbiodiniaceae. The record is from the annotation of a GenBank genome assembly.
AUGCUGGAGGAGCUCCGGCGCGAGCUGGAGAGACGCGGAGACGCAGACGAGGCCACGCUGCAGCUUCGCGCUCUGAUUGAAGACGUCAUCAAUCUCUGCCUUUCGCUGGGUUCUUUUGGCAAAGCUGGCCGCGCCGCAGUGCACGUAGAGACGCCCCUUGCUGAGUUGGUUGAUGCGUCAGCAGAGGGCGCGAAGCUGCCCCAGGCACUUCGCAGCCGGGCACAGCUGUGUCAUUUGCAAGACCUGUAUAUGGAGCUCGUUUCCUCCAACCAUGCUGGUGACUCCUUGGCUGCAGUUGCCCUUGCGUACCAGGAUGCGCUGGAGCCAGAAUCAGCAACUGCACUGGCAGCUGCAGCGGCAGAGCUUGCGGAGUGGCGGCCAGUGCUGCAUGAUCUGCUUGCUGAGCAGCUGAUUGUUGACCGGUGGCCGGCAGGCGCCUCGCUCAAGGAGUUUCUGGAAUUCGCUGCGGGCGAGCCACCUCCGGACUGCUUCCCUGAGUCUCUGGAGCUUCGACAUGCUCUCGCGGUCUAUCGCACGUUGGCGGCGGCGCUGGCAGGCGGCCAAUAG